This is a messenger RNA of Dreissena polymorpha, 6158 nucleotides long. Its product is annotated as TAR DNA-binding protein 43-like. Gene Ontology annotation, molecular function: RNA binding. Gene Ontology annotation, biological process: regulation of gene expression. The record is from RefSeq and is a predicted model, not a curated record. The transcript has 4 exons. Gene Ontology annotation, cellular component: nucleoplasm. NCBI's taxonomy places the organism in Eukaryota, Metazoa, Mollusca, Bivalvia, Myida, Dreissenidae. Bases 138 to 1520 code for a protein of 460 amino acids.
CACCAAGAAUGGCGCUGUAAUCGCUAAAAUUGUCAACAGACGACGCCAUUUUGGAGAGCCGCGAAAUUUGGGGGUUGGGCUGUUGCCCAAGCUUUCUCUUGUUUUGAGUGGACCUGUGUGAUUUAAAUGAACGAGUGAUGAGUAAAUAUAUUCAGGUAGCGGAGGAAGAAGGCGAUGAGUCCAUGGAAGUACCCCUCGAAGGGGACGGAACGCUACUUCUGUCGACUCUAAACGCGCAGUUUCCAGGAUCCUGUGGUUUAAAAUAUCGAAACCCCGACUCCGGGGCUAUGCGAGGAAUUCGGCUCUCGGACGGAAGAUUGUACCCUCCGGACGGUGAAUGGACGGUCCGGCUAUACGUUGCAGUCUUCCCCAAAGAUGCUAAUAGGAAGCGUGGAGAGGACAUUGUGGACGUGUGUUCGGCAGCGGCCCUGAGGUUAAAGCGUGACAAGUCCCAGAAAUGCAGUGACCUCAUUGUGCUCGGCCUUCCGUGGAAGAGUGGGGAGGAGGACCUUAAGAAAUAUUUCUCACAGUUCGGGGGCCUGCUUAUGGUUCAAGUGAAGAAAGAUCCAAAGACUGCCCACUCGAAAGGAUUUGGGUUUAUCCGGUUUGCUGACUACGAUGCACAGGUGAAGUGCAUGUCACAGAGACACCAUAUAGACGGACGCUGGUGUGAUGUACGAAUACCCAACUCCAAAGUGGAACAAAAAGACAACCUAAUGAACCGCAAGGUGUUUGUGGGGCGCUGCACGGAGGACAUGACCGCGGACGAUCUCAGAUCAUAUUUCAACAAGUUUGGCGAAGUGGUUGACGUGUUUAUACCAAGGCCUUUCCGUGCUUUCUCCUUCGUAACAUUUUCCGACGCAGACAUAGCCCAGAGCCUUUGCGGGGAAGAUCACAUCAUUAAGGGGGCCAGUGUACACAUAAGCAAUGCCGCCCCCAAGAGCUACGACAAACAGAUGGACACUCGUAAGGGAACCAUGAAUCACAGCCAACCGACAUAUAAUCAGGGCGGGUUUUCGCACACACCCUGGAGCCAGGGCGGCGGAGGACGAGGGCCAGGGCAGCCUCAUUUACAAGGGGCUGUUGCCCAAGGGGUACCACCAACCAACAUGGGAAUGAACAUAGGGGCCUUUCACAUGAACCCGGUCCUGGCCGCAGCACAGGCCAUGCUCUCAAGCCAAGGGGGCUGGGGGCCCAUGGGGAUGGUGAAUCAGCAAGGAGGGCCCACCCCGGUGAGCGGAGGCACCCCUCUCCCUCCGCCCCUGCCCACCGCGAUAGAGGCACAGCCUGCCCAAGCCUCACAACAGCAACAGCCCCCCCAGUCAUUUGGCAACGUCGGGGUCGCCAGCAACCAGCAUAACCAGCAAGUGAGUUCAGGGACUGUUGUGUCCUCGGGCAACAGUUUUCUGGGCUGGGGAGGGGCCCAGGGGGGAGAGAUACAGCAGCCUCAGAGUACUAGCCCAGGGGUAGGAGGAUGGGGCGCGGCGCCGCAUAAGCAGUCGGGAGGUGCUUGGAGCUGAAUACAUGUAUUGUAUAGAUAAAAGAAUGAGCCUUGCUUUGUGAAAAGGGGGUUUAAUGUAUGCACAAGGACAUCACUCAAGUGUCGUCCCUGAUUAGCCUGUGGAGAUUUCAGUGCACUGGCUUAUCAUGGAGAACACUUAAUGCAUAUGCAUUAAAAACCGUUUUCCCAUAGAGAGGCUGAACUAUAUGUGUAUUUAUUGGUUGGCUCUGUUUUUAGACUGUUACAUGAUUAUAUUUACUGUUAUUGAUUAUUAAUUGAUUUUGUUUUGUGAUUUUAGGAUUUAGUGUUAUUUAGUUAAAACAAUUACAUGUUCACCAUAAUUAGAAUUUUUAGUUCAAGAAUUACAUGUGAAGUCUUUUUUACCAUAAAUAGAAUUUUCAAUGGAGUUAUUAACAAUGGAAAACAUGUUCUUAGCAUUUGAAUUCUUUUAGGGCGGGUCUUUUGUUUCUUUCUUUUUUUUAUGCAGACAUAUGGCAACAAGUUUUGUUUGAUUGUUUUACAUUUUAAGAGAAAAGCCAUUUUUGUGAAUUAACCGUUGUCAACUACCUCCUUCAUGUACAAAGUCUGUUCAUGUAAUUUAAGAGUCUGUUGUUGGCUGGAAAACUGUUGUUUUACAUUAUUGAUGCCGAAUAUUUUGGCUUGACUGUUAUAGGCAUGUGAUGUUGAAAGUUUUUUUGAAAAAAAUAAUUGGGCAAAAGGCAUACUGGUUUCAGAUGGUUAGUUGUUAAAAGUACAUGUAUGCCAGGUUUGAUUGCUAAGAUCCAUUUUCUGGACCAGAGGUGUAUUUGAUGCGAAAUUGAUUGCACAUAUUUUCAAUCACAAUGGAUUCUUUUAGCAAUUUUGUAUGUAUUGAUAGAACUUUGUAAUUACAAAAUGUUUCAGUUCAAGAAUUGAAAUUGUUACCAAAGCAACAAAACACUAAUGGCUCAUUGUUUGUCCUUUUUUAUGUAUGAAUAAACUUUUUAAUCAUUUGUUCCUACAUAGAUUUCUGACAGUAUUUGAUGUGACUUUUGUACAUGAAUUUCUUUGAGAGCUCAUCCUACAUUAACAAGAAUACUGAUUAUAAUUACAACUCCAGUGUUAUUUCCAAACUUAAAUACACUAUCUUGUACCUGACAAUAUUUGGAUGUGAUCCAGUUUUUGUGUGUCUUUUUCUCUUUGAAACUUAAAAAUUUACACUUUCUAUUGUACUUUAUAAAGUAAACAAAAAUCAAUUAUAAAAUCAAGAUGUAACUAUUAAAUGUUGUGUUUUAUUGUGUACCUGUUGGUGUGAAAAAUGUUACAGUUGAGCCUCGUCAUGUAAAAAUGUGUCUUAUGCUAUUUAACCCUUUCAGUGCUGGAACCGAAUUUUGAAGGCCUUUGCAAACAGUUUGGAUCCAGAUGAGACGCCACAGAACGUGGCUUCUCAUCAGGAUCCAAACUUUUUUCUAUUCUGAAAGUAUUAUUGAAAAAAAAAUGGAAGAAAAUGCUAAUUUUAGAAAUUCAGCAGACAACAAUUAAGCAGACGACAAAUUUCCCAGCAUGCAAAGGGUUAGUCACACAAGGUUUCGUUGUCUGAUUAGCAAACAGCGUAGCUCCAGAUGAGACUGCACAAAUGCCAAGGUUAUUCUGUAGCUACAUUGCUGCAAAAUGCAUAAGUCUAGUUUUUGCUUGGCGCUGCUCAAGGCAGUGGUUCAGUGCUUAGUCUUGUAAUUGAUAGUGUUUGAGACAUUUGACGUUUAAAUUUGUGUAAUUAAAUAUUGUACAGUUCUAUUUAUUUUGUAUGUUGUAAAGAUAGUUUAUAUUUUUGGUAAAAAAUCAUGUUACUCACCUAAAGUGUUGACUGUAAAACUGUGUUAGCGUUUUCCAUGUGCACAUUUACAUUGUAAAUGAGUUCGCCACAUUGGAGUUUCUUCAAAAGCAUGUAGAAAAGUAUUGCGUUGAUAUACUUGUACUUUUGAACAGUCUGAGGUUCCAUAAAGUCACAAGAUUUAUAACAUUGAAAAUAAAGAAAACUGCUGGUAUUAAGUAAAAAGUAACUUCAAAUUCAAUGCCAAUUUUUCAUUGUCAAUGCAUAUUUGUUCUGUUUUCUUGAACCAGAUGCCUUUUUGAUUGAAUAUUACGGACCAAGGUAUCAACAAGCAUGAUUAUAAGUUUAAAAAAUCGUCCUUAUUGUGGUUUACAGCAGAUGUAUAGGGUCGAGUUAUGUGGUUUCCUGUAAAUAUAAUGACUGUAAAUGGCAAAGAUCUAAUAUAUGAAACAAAGUACACAAACGUGUAUUUUGUACAGCCAUUAAGAUUUAAUAUUAAGUCAAGUGUACAUUAUGAUGAUGGAAGUUAAUUUUGACAUUCAAGAAGUUGUCAAAGUGUUCUAAAUUUCACAGAGACAUUUGCAGGAGGUUUUGUAUUGCAAACAAUUUUAUAUAAAGCACAUGUACAAUUGUUAGCAUACCCUUACAUUAUUUAUUUUUUGAAUACCUAUUUAGAAUUUAUGGUAGCUCUUUGGGAUAUCUAAUUAAAUUUAACAGAAGUUGGAAUGUUAUUGUGUGUAGUUUUUUCUUUUGAAGGAUUUCCUUCUUGGUUUAUAUGCCAGAACAUAUUUGUCUUUUUUUAAAUUAAAUACAGUUAAUUUUAAAUUUUAUAAUUUAUUGAUUUUAGGUUAUACAUGCUGUUUUUGUUUUUAAUAUUGUUGUUUACAAAAAAAUUACUCGGUAAAAGUGGGUAACUAAUAAAUAAGUGCAAGCAAAAUUAAAACUUCUCAUUGUUAACUUCUAGAAAUUGCUUUUCGUUUAUUUUAUUUCAUUUAUAAAAAUGUUUGUGGAACAUAAGAUCUCAAGUCUCAUUGUUAAAAAAAUAGCAGGUCUGCUGAAAGUAUUAAGAAUGAAAUAUUAUAAUGACGUUUUGCAGUUACCUGGUAAUAGCUUGAAAACCAUUAAAUAUGAAACAUCAUUGUAUUGAAGUUUAAAUCUUUUAAAUUAUAUGAUAAAUUUUUAUGGUUGAAAAAUAUAAAAAGGCAAAUGCUUAAACAGAAUGUGUGUUUUUACAGUUGAAAACUAUUAAAACUUAUUUUAAUAAGGAGUGUAUGGUUUUGUGUGUUAUUUUAGCCUUUAAUAGAUUUAUGUUAUGCUUUGUGUGUUUCUGUAAUCAGAAGACAUAGUGUUUGUUAACCUAUAUGGCAGCUUUCUGUAACAAGUAUUUCAUAGACUGGUUUAAUGAUUGUUUGAAAUGCAUAUUACUGUUUAGGUAUUUGUGAAUAACAUGUAGGACACACGCAAAAUGGAUUGUGACCAGUUUUCAACUGUUUCUGUAUUUAUUGUAUAUUUUUUGUUCAAGCUAUAGUAAUCAAAUCAACUUAAAAGUUUAGAAAUGUGUAUUUGAAGGAAAGACAUAGCAACUUAUUUAAUGCAGUGUGUUUGAAUAUGUAGACAUUUUAAUCCCCAUUAAGAAUAAUUGUUGAUGUAAAUGGAAUCUGACAAACCUGUAUUUGAUGCAGUGUUUGCACAAGAGUAUCAUUUCGUUGAAUGUGUCACAAUCUUAGUGCUGAUUAUUUGAAGAUGGUCUUUGAAUACUUAAAGAGGAAUAUUGGGUUGAAAGCCAGGGGGAAUAAUGGCUUGAAAGCCAGGUCAGUAUUGUGUUGAAAGCUGUGAUCGCAUUUUUCAUUUCUCAUAAGAAUGCCUGCAUUAUGUACCAAGGCGCUAUCUUUGAGUUUAUUUUAUGCUUCUGUACCAGUUUAAAAUGGUUAUACGUGGUCUUACUGCAAAUACUGGUUAUGGAAGACUGUCACAAUCAAUAAAUUUUCAAAAGUGAAAUAUUAACAUGCAUUUGUUUCAAAGGAAACAUUUUGAGGUGUCUUUUUUGGUUACAUGAAAGCCAGAAUGUAGAGUGAGAAGUUUAUAACGGUUAAGUGUGGGGAUAGAUUACUGUUCAACAUAAGUAGUAAAUGUAAAUAUGUGAAAUGUGUUAAACCUCACGCAGCACUUGUUAAAGUUUUUCCCUAUAUGUUUCCAUAUAUUUGUUAAAUAUUCAAUAUCAUUUCUUUUUUAGCUGUAUUCUUCUCUGAGUUUGUUUUAUCCACUAUUUGUAUGUGAGUGACUGGUGUCAAAAAUAAUUUAUUUCAACUGUAAAUAGGAAGACAUUACUGAGGAAAAAAUGUAAAUUGUUUGGCUGAAUUAAAGCUCUUUUUGCACGCCAGAAAGUAAAAUUUGUAAGUUGAAAAAUGCUUUAAAUUAAAACUUUAAUUAAACGUAUCAUUAUGAAACGCUUAAUACCCUGAUACAGAGUAAAAAUAAGUUAUAAAAAAAAUAAGUUUGAAUGUUGAAAAUGUUCAUGUAAUUGUAUUGGUGUCUUUUCAAUGAUAAUGAUGAAUCGUAAAUUAAUUAAUUAAUAUAACCAUCGAAUUUUUACAAUUAAGUUAUCUUUUAACUUCAUUUUUAAUAAUUAGAAACAAUGCCAAGUAAUGGAUGUGUUUACUGGCGUGCAUAUUGGAACUAUAGGUCAGCAGUUUUGGAUGUCAAGUUUAAAUGACUGACCAUUGUCGCAAAUGACCAUCCGUUGUACAAACUUCAUCCGGCAAAUUUGUUACGAAAUGAACUGUGUUUUUGGUUGAAUGGUUACAAAAUUAUAUAGAUGAUUUAAAUAUAACAAAACAGUUGAUGUAA